Molecule: messenger RNA, 1605 nt
Organism: Triplophysa dalaica
Lineage: Eukaryota; Metazoa; Chordata; Actinopteri; Cypriniformes; Nemacheilidae
Product: zona pellucida sperm-binding protein 4-like
Exons: 11
Coding region: 35-1570 (511 amino acids)
Biological process (GO): binding of sperm to zona pellucida; prevention of polyspermy
Cellular component (GO): egg coat
Molecular function (GO): acrosin binding; structural constituent of egg coat
Source: RefSeq, a predicted model, not a curated record
UUUAUUGUCAUGAGCUUCAGUUUCAGACGCACAUAUGGCGGCACAGAGACAACACGCUCUUGUCAUUCUGGCUUUAUGCUGCGUUAAAUUGGGGUUUUCACAGAGUUUAAAUCAUCAUACAGAAAUAUAUGAUUAUUAUUCAGAAAGUGAAGCUGAAGCGCAGGUCGAUGAGAGUUCUGAAGUUCUGAAGUCUAAUCUGCCUGUUUACUGUUAUAAUCAAACUCUUAAAGUGAUUUUACCCUCUGGUUUAAUAAGUAAAGUGCAGAUUUUGGGUUUCUCAGUCAUUGAAUCUGUGGUUGAAGCUCCAGAGUCCUGUGGAUACUGUCUGACACAAGGCUCUGAUCACAAUAUAUUGCAUGUCGACUACACUGGCUGUCAUGUCACCUUGGAGGAUGGCCGGUAUACUCUAACGGUGCUCUAUCCUAAUGAAGAUGGACUGCUGGAUGUUGCUACUUUGUCUUGUGAAGCAUCUCCAAAAAGCAGUUUGCAGUCAGAUCAGAUGUCGAAGUGUGCAAAAUUACACCCCGGUCCUGCUCCUCGUAGCCCCCAGCAACCGCCAGCACCAAUAGAACCGGCACCUGCCCGGUCAGCACCACCCAGACAAGUCCUACUGCCAUUGGACAUCACACCAGGAGGGUGCAGUGUUUCUGUGGAUCAGAGGGUGACGUGUAGCACCUCCCAAAUAACUUCAGAUGAGUGCCUGGAUACAGGAUGCUGCUUUGAUGCCUUGACCGCUGUCUGCUACUAUCCAAUGGAUGAAUGCACAGCCGACAAGAAUUUUGUGUUUGCUGUCCACGCUGAUUUCGCAAACGUCCCCGUGAACCCCAUGAGCUUGAUGGUGUCUGGGAAGACCGGUUGUAAACCUAUUAUUUCAAAUGAGGACUUUGCCAUCUUCAAAUUUUCUGUCACAGAGUGUGGAGCACACUCUUUUGUCAUAGGUGACACGACCAUUUACAUGGUUGAGGUACACACCAUCACCAGAGCCCGCAACCUGAAGUAUGGCAUGAUCACCAGGGAUAAUCCCAUCAGACUGGUUGUUGAAUGCCGCUACUCAAAGGUUUCCGCCACCUCUGUGCUUGCCAGUGCUGGAUACAUGGUUAUGAGUCCAAGUCUUCCUCCUCAUCUGCUCUCUAAAGGACUGUUUGGAGUUCAGCUUUUAAUUUCUGAAGAUGAGACCUUCACCAAGUUUUAUUCACAUCAUCAUCAGCCUCUCAGUGCUCUGUUGGGAAAACCUGUCUAUCUGGAGCUGCGUCUGAAGUCUCCCAAACCUCAAGCUACUUUAGUGGUGCAAUACUGUAUGGCUUAUCCACGCUCGGCUAAACGCCCUUUGGUUCUGCUUUUUGAGGGAUGCCCUAACCCCCUGAAUAGUAGCAACACCUCCAUUCUUUAUAUGAAAGAUUUGCCUCAGAAUCAGCACCAGCGUCGCUUUGAGAUUAAAGCUUUCCAGUUCAUGGACCUGUCCAGCAAUAAGUAUCUCAAUGAGGAGAUUUACUUCAUGUGCUCGAGUGAAGUGUGCAUGCCCUCUGGAUCACCUUGUGUGGAAACCUGUUUUGAUGGAAAGUCUCCGUGAAUAAGAACUUGGUUUACAUCUGAAGUGCAUAAAUC